This is a messenger RNA of Trypanosoma theileri, 1284 nucleotides long. RefSeq names its product putative surface protease GP63. Gene Ontology annotation, cellular component: membrane; cytoplasm. The transcript has a single exon. Gene Ontology annotation, molecular function: metalloendopeptidase activity. NCBI's taxonomy places the organism in Eukaryota, Euglenozoa, Kinetoplastea, Trypanosomatida, Trypanosomatidae. The record is from RefSeq and is a predicted model, not a curated record. Gene Ontology annotation, biological process: cell adhesion; proteolysis. The coding region runs from base 1 to 1284 and encodes 427 amino acids.
AUGACUUCUGCGUUUGUUUGUUCUGAAGGUGUGAAUAAGCGUCCCACAUCUGGUUUGAUAAGUUUUUAUCCAAAAGACAUUGUCGACACAAGACACUUUAUUCGCUUAACUGCGCAUGAGAUUGCUCAUGCUCUCGGUUUUGAACUCAAUCGUAUGAAAGAUCUUCAAAUGAUAAUGCAGAGAACAGUGAAUGGAGUGAAUGUUCCAGAGGUGCGGUCUGAGACUGUAGUUGCGAAGGUGAAGGAACAUUUCGGCUGUGAUAAUGCCACUGGCAUCUAUAUGGAGAGUGAGCACCUGCAGUUUAGCUCUCAUUUGGAGCGGAGGCUAGCGAAGGACGAUCUGAUGAGUACGUACAGUGAAGAACCAUCUGGUAUGUACUAUACAUCACUUACACUCGCAAUAUUUAAUGAUAUGAAAUUUUACAAGGCUAACUUCAGCAUGGCAGAGACAAUGAGUUGGGGCAGCAAUGCUGGAUGUGAGUUUCUUACAGAGAAAUGUAUACAAGAGAAUAUCAUUAAAUAUCCCAAUACAUUUUGUACUGAAUCCCGUGUAUCGUUGCAGUGUACAUCUGAUCGUCUUUCUCUUGGAAGGUGCACAUCAAGUAAUUUCCCUCAGGACUAUCCUGAGGAUUAUCGAAACUUCAAGAAUAACACUUUCACCUAUUUGUACGGUGAAUUGACGGAUGGAUGUCCCAUCAUCAGACAGCUUGAAAAGACAACAUGUCAGAGCGGUGAUCUGGAGUUAAUGCCUGGAAGCAUUCUGGGGAAGGGAUCACGAUGUCUACAAGGGGAUGGACUGAUACAAAAAAAAUCGGCCCAAACUUUCUUGCCAGUUGGUGACAUUUGUGCCAAUGUAAAGUGUGAGGAUGGCAAAGUUAAGGUACAGUAUAAGGGGAAUGAUAAAUGGCAUGAAUGCCCUGAUGGUGGCAAGAUUGAGAAUUUGGAAGGCACAGAGUUCCAAAGUGGAAGCAUCUUGUGCCCCAAGUACGCGGAGGUGUGUACCGAUCUUCCCCAAAUCAGUGAACUCCGCAUUGAAAGUAAUGAAGCUGCAGAUAUUGAGAUUCUCCAAGAUUACGUUAUUGGAAGAGAUUUACAUGACAUUAGUGGUGAAGAGAGUAAAGUGGCAAAUAAUAGCACCAGUGAUCACACGGUAGUAGAAAAUAUUACAUGUACGGUGGGGAAUUGCGACCAACAUACGGCUGGGGAAGGUGCUGACAAGAGUAUUGUGUCCUCAUAUUUUGGAGUUGUGUUAUUUCUUCUUUUUAUUGCAGCUGUGAUGGUGUAA